CUUUUGAAUGCCUUCUAAUAAAACAACAAAGCGUAAUUUCUUUGUAUCAACAAUAGUAACCAUUGCACAUCUCCAUCCUGAUAAUUUGAGCAUCUAUUCAAGCUUAAUCGACCAGGCCAUGCGGCACCGCAGCAGAUAGUAUCGAGCGACGCAGCUUCAAGCAAGACCCCUGGCUUGUCUGAUCUGCAAGUCGGUCGGCCAAGGUUAUCGGUCAUAAGUCGUGCAAUUCUGAUAUCAGGCUUUGCCUGUUGUCUAAUACUUUCAAACUGCUACAAGUGAAUAGUAGGUAAUGAUGACGAUGAUGACGACAACGGUAAUGCCCGCGCUCCAUGCCGUCGUAAGAUGUACAUAUCCACAGACGAGACCGGCAAAGGAUCAAGAAAAAUACAAACAAGGCCACUCCCAAACGCCAGCCACGACGAGCAUCCCACGCUCCAAGUUCUUGGGCUUAUAAACGGAGAAAGAAAAAAAGCAGGCAUGUGUUGUGCACACGUACAUGUAUAGAGAAAUAUAUCCAAACCCUUCCCCGCUUUCUUAGCAAAGUUGCAUGCUCUGAAAUUUGAUCAUAGCAGUAGCACCGCGCUGCCAGCUAGGAC
Messenger RNA from Trichoderma atroviride IMI 206040, 596 nucleotides. Lineage: Eukaryota; Fungi; Ascomycota; Sordariomycetes; Hypocreales; Hypocreaceae. The record is from RefSeq and is a predicted model, not a curated record.